Molecule: messenger RNA, 3235 nt
Organism: Ostrinia furnacalis (Asian corn borer)
Lineage: Eukaryota; Metazoa; Arthropoda; Insecta; Lepidoptera; Crambidae
Product: Kinesin-like protein at 54D
Exons: 13
Coding region: 721-2496 (591 amino acids)
Biological process (GO): spindle elongation; mitotic spindle organization; microtubule-based movement
Cellular component (GO): microtubule associated complex
Molecular function (GO): microtubule motor activity; microtubule binding; ATP binding
Source: RefSeq, a predicted model, not a curated record
CUCGCGCCGCCAUUUUGUGAAAAUUUCCCGCGUUUUCCGCGACAGAUAAGAAAUUUAAAAAGUUGUGAUCGUCAUUUCGUUGGACAAAAGGGACAUGCUACUUAAAAUUUUACUGAAUUUGUUGUGAUUAAAAUUAGCAAGUAUAACUUAUGAAUAUGAAUUUUUGAUACACGUGCAUAUUCACAUGACACUGACCUGAUGAAUACAUCGAUUUAUUAUGAUAUGACAUUCAGCCCCGGCCCUGCUUUUGGUCCUUGGCAGAGAACUAUAUGUAUUUGGAAGAAAAUAAUAAACAACAGUGAAAGUCUAGGUGAAAUCUGAUGACUAAAGACAUUUAGAUCGAAACUUUCCCCUUGUCUACUUAGAUUUAUGGUUUCACCCGCAUAUUUUUCAAACACUAAAAGUUGUUAUCAAAUCGAAGGCUCCAUAAUAUUAAAAACACAUUAGCUAUCAGUCGUGUAUUCCUUUUACGCGCCGACAACAGCUAUUUAAAUUGUCAGUUAGGCUAUUUUUUCACUGUUUAAAACCAAAACUUAACUUCAGUGGAGCACAAAAAAAGUUUGUAUUGUUUUACCUGCCAGUGCUUUUAAAUAGCAAAAAACUUUUUGCUGUUUUAAAAAUAAAUCUACUAAGUACAGAUUACAAAACUUUGCGAUGAAAAGAGUUCCUUGUGAAAAAAGUUUUAAGUCGUGCAAGCGAAAAUGGUUCCAAGGCUGAGCGAUGGCACUGACGAACCUUCGUUUGUUUCGCCCCAUGAACUCUAACAUGGGAUGUACACAUCGUCAGGCGACCCCCAUGAGGGCCACACCAUCGGCAUUGGCAAGAAGCCUGUCCAAGUCUGCUGAGACGCUAGUAGCUACUACCAGAGGUGGUAAAGAACUACGCACUCGCAAAGCCCGCAGCACCGAGCAGCCUGGUGCUGGUCUGGUGAAAGGCACCAGCUCGUUGGGACUCCCUGCGAUUGGGAAGCACUGGGGAAGGGACGACGACAGCCUUGCCAGUGGGAGGAAUGGGAGCGGCAGCAGUCGUGCUGGCAGCGUGGACCGGAGUACCACACGCGGCUCCAGCACUACCCUCAACGGGGAUGAAGACAAUAUCAAUGUGGUUGUCAGAAUACGUCCCCUCAACGACAAAGAGAAGGGCACAGGUGAACAGGAGGUCCUUGAAUUUCCUGGCAAGGGGCAGGUGAUCUGCCACACCAUGACACCUGGCCAGAAGCCCAAGGUGUUCUCCUAUAACGUCGUCUUCGAGCCGGCUGCGACACAGGAAGACGUAUUAGAAUAUUCUGGAGUGAAGAGGCUGCUCGAGAUGGCAGUGGAAGGUUUCUCCUGCACAGCCUUCUGCUACGGGCAGACAGGGAGCGGGAAGACACACACCCUCACUGGACCUCCAGGACUGGUAGAGAGAGGCACGAGUCCUUACUCCCCAGAGCACGGCCUGGUGGUGCGCUCCUUCGUGUACCUGUUCCAGCUCAUACAAGAGCGGCCUGAAUGCCACUUCAUCCUCAAGGCUUCCUUCUUGGAGAUAUACAAUGAAAAGGUGAUUGAUCUACUGAACCCUGGCAGCGCGCGGAAACCGCUCCAGGUGCGGUGGUCAAAGGAGAGCAGAAGUUUCUACGUGGAAAACCUGUUCACAGUAGAUUGCGAGCAGCUGGAUGACUUGUUUGCUGUUCUGGAAGAAGGCAUGAAGAACCGCGCGGUAGGCGCGCACGCGAUGAACGCGCACUCCUCUCGCUCGCACACGUUACUAAGCGUGCGCGUGCGCCGCGACCUGCGCGCCGACGCCAAGAUCACGUGCUCGACUCAUGGCAAGAUCAACUUCGUGGACCUGGCCGGCAGCGAGAUGACGAAGAAGACUCACAGCACGGGGAAAACGCUUGAAGAGGCCAAUAAUAUAAACAGGAGUCUUAUGGUUUUAGGUUACUGUAUAGCACAACUCAGCGACGGAAAGAAAAGAGGCCAUAUCCCAUACCGGGACAGCAAGCUGACGAAACUUCUAGCCGACAGUCUUGCCGGGAACGGAGUCACAUUGAUGAUCGCGUGCAUAGCCCCAACGAGAUCAAACAUCAGCGAAACCAUCAACACUCUUCGAUACGCCUCUAGAGCUAAGAAGAUUAAAUCCAAACCUAUAGUCAAAAUGGAUGCGAGAGACGCUCUAAUACUGAGCUUGAAGAGGGAAGUGGAGGCUUUGCAGACGGAAAACGAACACCUCAGGACGGCGUUACACGUGCAGACAGAUUAUACUUUGGAUAGUUACAGUAACCGCCGCACACCGCCUCAAAUUGAACCGAACAAACUCUACCAACUGCCCCAAUCAGAGCUGGUAGACCUGGUGCAACUGCACAUGCAAGAAAAUACCGCGUUGAGGACCGAAAACACGGAACUCUUCAACGUGAGGGACCAGCUCCUCAGGGACCAGGAGUUGCUGAGUCGGGAGAACGAGAGGCUUUUGAAAAAGCUCGAAGAUGUCAAUUCGACGAUUUUCGGAUUCAGCUGAUGUCCGAAAGAUCAGAGGUCAGUGGAAGCAGUGGAACGCACGACACGCAUGAGAAUUGAAUCACCUUUCACCUAAAUAUAAAACAAAAUAAGUAAAAAUGGUUUAGGUGCAUGAUGAUAACAAAGAAAUAAUAAAAUCAGCACUGUCACGUGUGGAUUAGACUAGUGAAAUUUUGAUAUGGUUAAUUUUACAGAGUUAUACAUAAUACUUGUCCAAUUAACCCUUUAUCUGAGGAUAGGACAUAUGGAAGUAUUAUGGCAUCAUAUUGUGACCUUAAUCAGUAAUGUAGGAUUUUCUGUUUUAAUGAAUAUGCACUUGUUAACAUAAAGCCAGGUCUCCAACGCAUGUUUUGCUCUACAAAAACAUGUCAACAUCCAACAAAAUUGCCUACAAAAAAUGUUGAAUGUUGACAUGUUUUUGUAUAUUGUGUAGGGCAAAACGCACAAAAAAGCGAAUUGGUCCAAUUACGAAUUGGACCAAUCGCGAAUUGGACUAAUAGCGAAUUUGUGAAUUUUUCACGAUUGGCCCAAUUGCGAAUUGGACCAAUCGCGCCUAAACGCUUAACUAUAACCCUUAAUUAUACAUACUAAUAGCACAAUUAAUUCCAGUGUUUGCAUACGCUCACCCAUCAUUCCUGCGCGACCAACGUACUCGGACGGUGGGACUAUUGGCGCCAAUGUUUGGACCAACCCUGCCGUGGCCACGCCCAACGUUGGAGCCAAUGAAAACACUUUUGGUA